AUGGCAGCGGCAGCGGUGCUCCGAUCGUCGGAUCUGCUUGCGACCAUUGUCGGCUACCAAGAAGGCCUGCCGGAAGCGCUCGCCGAGGUCCAGUGGAUCGCAGAUGCCAUCGAUCUCACGCCCAGUGUCACCAGCUACCGCACGAUACCGACAACGGGGCAUCUCUCCACCCUCCCGAUGCGGUUUGCAGCGCUGCCGUACCUCCAGCGGUACCCCGCCGCCACGACCAAGCUCUCCAACCAUGUGCUCUUUGUGUCGCCGAUCAAGGUCGAUUCGGCCUUGGCGCUGCACCUCUCGGUCGUCGAAGGCAAUAUGGCGAUCAUCGAGCAGUGGCUUCGACACAAGCCAGCGCUCGUCACAUCAGGCACGCUCGAGCUCGCGGCGGCGUCGUCCCAAAGCGCGAUUCUGCGUCUGCUUCUUGCGCGGUAUCCCGAGCUCGUGACGGCCAAGAUGAUGGACCUUGUGGCGAUGUCGGGCGACCUCUCACUCUUGCGUUCACUGCACGAGGCCGGCGCGAUCUGCACCACGGACGCGAUGGACGGUGCGGCCAUGAACGGGCACUUGGACGUCGUCGUCUUUCUACAUGAAGCGAGAUUCGAAGGCUGCACGAUCAUUGCGCCCACGGCCGCUGUCGCCAACGGCCACGCACCCAUUUUUCGCUAUCUCCUCGAACACUGCGUCGGACGGGUGACACCGUCGCUCUUCUACCGUGUGCCACACGUCGAGAUCAAGACACACUGCGUUGUUGGCACGUCGCACCUUGAGGCAAUCGUUCUCGCCUCGUCCAAGGUUUUCCUUUCCGAGUCAGCGCUACUGCCUGCGGUACGUUCGCUGGCCGCUCUCGAGACGUUGCACGCAAUCGGGUACUGGCCUGCAAUGACAACCAAGGUGCUCCACGCGGCCAUCGCCAGUCGUGACCCGGCCAUGAUCCGCUUUGUCCUGGACCACACCGCGCUCGAAGCUGCGCCGCCCCAGGACACCAUGUCUGCGACGACCGACGCGUGGUUCGUCUUCCCGGCUCUCGACGUGGCCGCAACGACGCACCCGGCACUGCACGACGACGGUGCCACCAUGGCCGUCGCCGCCUUCUACGGUGAUCUCGACACGAUGCAGCGCCUGCACGGAAGCCAUUUGGGCCAUGUGACGGUCCAGGCGCUCGAGUACGCGGCCUUGAACGGUCAUCUGCAUGUCGUCCACUGGCUGUCUCGCUUCCGGAACGAUGGCGUCACGAGCGAUGCACUCGCGUUGGCGUGUGCGCACGGCCAUCUCGAUGUCACGCGGUAUCUUUGCGAGGUGUGCCUCGUGCCAGUGUCACAGACGGCACUGGCCACGGCCGCCCACACGGGCCAUCGCCGCCUGGUCCGGUACCUCCUCUUGGGCAAUGACCAAGAGGAUGAUGCAGACGAUGCUACGUACGACACGAACGAAUGCAUCUACGACCAUCUGCUGGGCUGUUUCCGGAGCACUUACGUUCGAACGCGUCCGGUCGAUGCCGCUGCGAGCCAAGGCCAUCUGGCGAUCCUGGAGCUGCUCGUUGACCAUGGUGCUGACGUGACGACGACGACGAUGGACGCGGCGGUCACGCAUGGGCAUGCCGAUAUUGUGCGCUACCUCGUCGCGGAGCACGGUCAAGGCUGCACGGUGCACCACCUCUGCACGGCGUUGCAAGCUCGCCGCGUGGAUCUUGCAUCGUAUAUGCUGUCGCACAUGCAGAUUGAAGCCGACGGCGACGACCUUCAGCGGCUUUUUGUGUGCACCGCGAGGGGCGGAAGUGUCGCGUUCCUCCGUCAGCUGCGCACCGUCGUUUCCGCCGUCGCUCGGCCGCGAACGCAGGAGCUCAUGCUGGUGCACGCCGUGCUGCAAAGGCACAUGCACAUGCUGAUGCACUUGUGCGAAGCCCACGGCUUCAAAUGGACGCCAAACGUCCAUGACGUUGCUACGCUGCUCGGUCGGAAGAAGGUGCUCAAGUACUUGGAGACGUUGGGGCAGGCCGCCGCCGAGUCGGUGGUCACCUUUGGGCCGGUCGUCGGCAUCACCGGGUACGAAACAACAGUCAUAUAAGCAAGACCACAUUGUCUCUGGCGCAGCAGACUGGCAGUGAGUUGGUUUGUUGGCAUGAAUGUAUCAAUGUAUCAAAAUAUCCAUGCUAUCGGUGUGAACGGC
Molecule: messenger RNA, 2163 nt
Organism: Saprolegnia parasitica CBS 223.65
Lineage: Eukaryota; Oomycota; Saprolegniomycetes; Saprolegniales; Saprolegniaceae
Exons: 1
Coding region: 1-2061 (686 amino acids)
Molecular function (GO): protein binding
Source: RefSeq, a predicted model, not a curated record